AUGACUGCACCCACACGGACCCCGCAUGACAACAUAGUGAUGCUGCUGCUGAGCCGUGCCUCUGUAUCCUUCGACCUCCGUGUGUCUCUUCAGUCUUCAGCCUGCGCUCUGCUCCGCGGCUCUGAGCUGACUCUUGUUCUCCGCAGCGCCAAUGCAACGCGGGGGGCUUCAGCCACAGACAGCUGCCUCACCAAACACAAUCCAUCCACACGCGGAAAAUAUGGCACAAAAACGGUGUAA
This is a messenger RNA of Knipowitschia caucasica, 240 nucleotides long. The record is from the annotation of a GenBank genome assembly. NCBI's taxonomy places the organism in Eukaryota, Metazoa, Chordata, Actinopteri, Gobiiformes, Gobiidae.